AGUUAGACACGCAAAAGUUCCGGUUUAUAAUACUUGGUUUUACGUUUUGAGAUUGACGGUUCAAAUAUCAAUUGGAAUCUUGCAUGUUUUAUGACAUCUUUGUGCCAGGUAUGGUGAUCUUUGUUUAAAGGUAUCUGUCCCUGUGUAUUUCCUGCAUUUAUGGCCCAACUCGCUUCUAUUUUCUUCUUUCCUUUUUGAUAAAACUCUUGGGCUGUCAAUAACUUUUACAUUGGUUGUUGCACAUCACUUUCACCUUGAAAUAUUAAUAUUACAGCAGUCACAGUGCUAACCUCCCCCAAGGCUGAGAGAGACCAGGUCGAGAGUAGCUUAUACUCCAUCAUAACCAAAUAUGGAGGCCAAAUUGGUCGCAGUUUGUGUGUUUUUGACAUGCGUAGUGGGGACAGUCGGGCGACCUUGUGCCGCCAACCUGAGAGAGUACGUGUACGUCCGGUAUGGUCAAUACCAAGAACUGCAGUGUUGUGAUCUAGACAAUGCCGAACUAUUAGACACUCUCUGGUAUAAAUAUGACGAAGAAUCUCAGUCAUGGGAACUUCUAGAGCCGGAGAGAUCCGACAUUCUAUUUUUGGAACGUAAUGCCACUAUUGCAUUCAAGCAUGUGGAUUUUUCCGACACCGGACGAUUUAAAUGCGCGCGCACUGCCGGAAAUUCAGUCCAACCAGACGACUCCAGUACAGAGUUCGAUGUUAAAGUCGUCGCAUGUGAUCAGCUAGCGCGUGGUCCGUUCCCAAUAGCGCCUUUGCCCUGCGGUGUGACGUCAGCAAAUGUGGGUGAUCACGUGACGAUCCCGUGCACCGGAUAUUUCGGUUGCGAUCAAGAUGAUGACAGAUUCGUGACAUGGUUCAUGAAAGCCAAGGCGAGCGACAACAGCUCGUGGGUACAAGUUUCUGCAGCAGACGACAGAAUCACGCAAACACAGAUCGAUAGUCAUGACGGCGUAUUGGCGUCAAAUUUGACCGUCUCCAACGUCGAAGCUCGGGACACAUGGCUUGAGUUUAUGUGCAUCCUCUACUCAACACAAUACAUCGAGGGCCAGUCGAAAGUGUUCACGUCAAUCCACAUCGUGAAAGAUUGCGUGACAGUGUCGUGCGCUCCAAUUCCGCUUCCGGUGUUUAUCAUACCUGCUGUUGCAGCGUCAGUCGUCGCAGUGGCGGUGACGUUACUAACAAUAUGUUUGUGUCGGCUAAAAGCGAAGCGGAAGUUAAAAUAUGCGUCACACGGAAACGUUCUUGACGCCACACGGUUUAUUCAUAAACAGAACGUCACCAGCGACGCAGUGAAGCCGAAUCUUGUAUGACCAGAGUCUUUCUCCUCUGAUGUAUCGACGAUCUGUUACAACAAUUGUAAGUGAUUUUGCAGUUUAAACCAUAGUCGCAUACUAUGAUUAGUGUGUUAUUGAUUUAAAGGGUUUGUGAAAACUGACAUCGAACUUAGAAAUCUGGGCUCAAUGCAUGUGCAGAUUGUGUCGUCCCAGAUUAGCUUAUGCAGUCCGCACAGGCUAAUCAGGGACGACACUUUCCGCCGUUAUAUAAUUUUUCGUUUGAAGGAAGUAUUUUAAAGUCGAAAAUCUAGUCACUUGUCACUUGUUAGCUUGUGCGGACUGCACAGGCUAAUCUGGAACGAAACUUUUAUUUCACAUGCAUCUAACCCAGAUUUUUUCCAGAUUGCGACUGAAUUACAAAAAAAAUAUACUUAAUACCAUUGCAUCAUUGCAUUUGUAAUAUAAAUUGGAACUUCGAGCGUGUGCUGCUAUGAAAAUAAAUAUAUGGUCUUGUAGUUAGACCUACAAUGCUCAAGAUUAUCAUUUGUAAGGUAUUGAUGUACGUAUAAAAUUAAGGCACUAUUCGAAAGGCAGACGUUACAACCUAGCCAUAAACCGGUGACUGUUCAAUUACGUGUUAACAUGCGUCCAUGACAACUUUUAAAACGUGCAUUUAUAUAACGGAUUGUCAUUUUAAAUUUAUGCUGUAAGCGAAUGACAGAAUUCUGAAUCUCGAAAACGUAAUAUAUCAAUCAUACAAUGAUACACAAACAUGUAUCAACAAAAGCCAUAUUAUAAAAACGACUUCUUUAAUUUGAAAUCGCCAUUUGUUGUAUGAGCCUUAUUCAGGAAAAAACCGGACUAAAUGUAUGUGCGUAAAGUGUAGACCAAGGUAAUACUGUGCAGUCCGCACAGGCUUAUCUGUGACGACACUUUCCGUGUACACUGGAUUUUCGUUAAGACACCUCGUUUUAACGAAACAAUCCAUAAACGCGAAAAGUGUCGUUCCUGAUUACUCACAGGCUAACAUUUGAAGACAUUGUGCGCAUAUGCGUUAAGUGUUCGAAGACAGCGACCCAUAUAAUGAUGUAUUGAAAUUUGAAACAGAUGUAUACUUUUUGAAUUGUGCCUUAAAUCGUUUCUGCAAUGAUUGGUAAAAUUGUUAAUUUAUGGUUAUACACAUUAUACCUAUGUUGAUAUACAUUUGUUAUUAUAUUACGCAUACAUGAGAUUGUUCCAUGUUAUGUCGUAAGUUUAUUAUGCCCCCUCCCUUCGAAGAAAAUGGGGUAUAUUGCUUUGCACAUGUCGGUCCGUCCGUCCGUCCGUCCGUCGAUCCGUCGGUCGGUCCGUCCGUCCACCAAAUGGUUUCCGGAUGAUAACUCAAGAACGCUUAUGCCUAGGAUCAUGAAACUUCAUAGGUACAUUGAUCAUGACUGGCAGAUGACCCCUAUUGAUUUUCAUGUCACUAGGUCAAAAGUCAAGGUCACGUUUUGGGGGCAUAUGUCUCCGACCGCGGAACACUUGUUUGAAAAUAUGCGUACAUGUCCGUAUAUUAAAUAAGAAAUUGGUAUAAUUGCAUUAUGUAUUCAUGAGUGUUUAUACGGACACAAGUGUUCGCUUAUUAUUUUACUCCCUAAACUUCUUUUCAGCAUUACAAAAGCCUGCCUGAACAAUAUUGUUUAAAAAGUCAUAGAGUUUUUAGUAUUAAUGUUUUUAUUUGUACUCUUAAAAUUAUACAACAUCGUUAACAUUGUGAUUCCUCUUAAGGAUAUUAUACAGCUUUUGAAUAUAUGUUCUAUGUUAUUUUUUAGCUGCUAUCUAAUAUUUUAGCUUGCUUUAUAUAUGUUCCUAUAAAUACUGGGUGUCUUGUUUAUGUUAAAUGUGUUUUAUGUUCCUUUGUUUUCAUAUUUGUACUGCUUUUUAUUUUUAAUGUUUGUCCUUUCAUGUUUGUAAGCUUUGUACAAUAUUUAUUUUUUCAUUACUAAGCUCUGUAGUAGUAAAUUUGUCUGAUAUUUUAAUAACAUGUAAAUGCUAGUCUUUUAAAGAAAUAUUAAGUUACCUCUAGUCUUUUAAAGCAAUACUUUCACGAAGGUAUAAUGGUGUACUUUGAGUUGAUAUGCAAAACACGACUGUUCAGGUUCGAUCCUUUGAUUCAACUGGAUGUCAACAACAAUACAAAUAUAUAUGACGUAAAAUAAUAAUAAUAAUAACGCGCUAAUUCGCGGCAAUCCGCCAAUCAACGUCACAAACAAAAUUUCAUAUAAUAUUCACGACAUAUACUUUAUUCAUACUCAUAUUCUCUGUUGUUCUCAAAUACAGGAUUGUUAUAAUUAUGUUGCAUUAUAUGUGCUAUAUAUCAUGCUGUUAUCAUGCUAUGCAAUGUGUAUGUCGGCUUUAAAAGCUCUUCAGAGCUUGUGUUAUCAUGUUUGAAAUACCCGACUUUAUAAAUAAAUAUUACUUGAC
This is a messenger RNA of Dreissena polymorpha, 3742 nucleotides long. RefSeq lists its product as uncharacterized. The coding region runs from base 350 to 1315 and encodes 321 amino acids. The transcript has 5 exons. The record is from RefSeq and is a predicted model, not a curated record. NCBI's taxonomy places the organism in Eukaryota, Metazoa, Mollusca, Bivalvia, Myida, Dreissenidae.